Messenger RNA from Thyridium curvatum, 738 nucleotides. RefSeq lists its product as uncharacterized. The coding region runs from base 1 to 738 and encodes 245 amino acids. The transcript has a single exon. The record is from RefSeq and is a predicted model, not a curated record. NCBI's taxonomy places the organism in Eukaryota, Fungi, Ascomycota, Sordariomycetes, Thyridiales, Thyridiaceae.
AUGGUGCGCAAGACAAACGUCACGGCCACCCGAGCAGUUGAUGGACUCACCCCCAAGGGAAGCUUCCUCAACGACGUCUUCCCAGGACAAGGCAACAAGCCAGACCUAUCUAGAGAGCGAAUCUGUGGCUCACAGGUCACACUUCACAUACCACAAGAACGAAAAUUGAGAUGGCACAAGUUUGGUUCGAGAGGAGAAACUGGAAUCUACCUGAGUAUGGAAGGUUCGCAGAUUUACACCUGCUGGGUGCCUUCUCGCGGGAACAGUCAUCAGACUGUCCGCUCUGCAAACGUAACAAUCUACAAAAGGGUCGGAGAGAAAGAUCUCCCGGCCGAAACUACGUAUGAUGCUAAGCCGAUGAUCCACACGAACAAACCUCUCAUCUCAAGCCAGUUACAGUCUGCCACAGAGCAAUCAAAGACUUCAAGCCCAAACCAGACCGAAGUGAAUAACAUUCAACAUACCGAGGUGCAUAAUCCCCAGUAUGGACAAACGAAAGCAUCAAUGACAUCAGCCAAGCUGCCGCCCGACCCCCGAGAAAGAGGGAUCACUAAGCUCAGAACAAUAACUGAAACGCUUCAAGGUCCACACAGGGAGAGAACUAGCUCAGAGCGACCACAUAGUGAGCUUCCCGGCCUCCUCACGAAAGGAACGUGGCGCAUAUUGACCGCGACCAAGCUCGCUAUCGGCCACUCACAGUCAAGGGGAAUUCGAAGUCAAAAAGAGCAAGAACGGUAA